Messenger RNA from Pocillopora meandrina, 4804 nucleotides. NCBI's taxonomy places the organism in Eukaryota, Metazoa, Cnidaria, Anthozoa, Scleractinia, Pocilloporidae. The record is from the annotation of a GenBank genome assembly.
AUGGCGCCCACGAAGGAGACAUACAUUUAUCUUUGUAAUUGCGACAAUUUAUGUGAUUUAAACGAGGUGGAAGAGCUUUUGAAAGCUGUCGAAAAGAAGCUUGUAGUGAAAACUUCUUUUAAGAUCGUAAAAGGCUACUUCAGCGGCGGACAAAUCUCGGAUAUGGUCAACGAAACUAUCCCCAACUUGAAGAUGGAUUAUGCAGUGUUUGUUGUGCAUGCCGGUGAAUGCUGCCUCUCUUUCAGCGAAGACAGUGGUCAUGGAAAGAUUUAUGAGGCUCUCAAGAAGCGAACAGGCUCUGGUAGGUUACAAAUUUACCUUGAACAAAGUCAUGGAGUGCGGGAUUCCUAAUUCGUCAAGUUAUUCGUCGUGUGUUGUUUCUAAGAACCUUUGCCGGGUAAUUCUUCCUGUCCAAGAUAGUCAGAAAUAUUUUACUACGCUCAAAAACAUAGAUGUUCUGUACAACCAAUGAAUAGAAAUCAGUACUGAUUAUCUUAAAAUUUUAAAAAUAGAAAAGUGACUCGAUAUAUGGGGAAAAAUGAAAGAGUGAGUUUCUCGACCUGCGCGAAAGGUUGUCGCCAAAGUGGUGCAAUAUAUAAGAUAAAAGAGACUUCUUUUAGAGAUAGGGCUCCUAAAGACUCUAAUUUUAUCUCAAAUAAUAUCACUUUACCCAAUUCGCAUAUGGACAUAGUUUGAUACUACACUGGUUUGCAGAUUUAAUGAAUGUAACCGAAGAAGUUACAAUUCAUAGACCCAACGUUUCGACACUCCUGUCUAGUGCCUUCAUCAGGGGUGAUCUAAACGCUGCAACAAGAGGUCCUUUUAUAUGAUCACUAAUUAGCGGCCUUUUUUCUGACGGAUGUGACGGAACUCCCAAUACAUCUACAGCUUUAUUGCAUCAUGUAUCAUACAUUAUUAUAUCCCUCUUUUUUUUUCAUUUCAAGAUGAAAAAGUAUUGAUUGUCAUAGGAAGGGAUGACAAUUACAGAGACGAUGACGAAGAAAACCGUUCCAUGCUUUCUCGUCGGGCCAGGAACACAGCAUUAUCCCGCCAACUUCGUCCACAAUUCAUUGAUGGUAGAAAAAGCUUUAUAUUUUCGUGGAACAGGAAACACAGAGCUAUUCACGAAGAAGCACUAAUGCAUUACUUUGAUUCCACCAAAAAGGGACAGAAGUUUACGAGUCAAUUGGUAGCAGAGUCCGUUAGAAUUGAACCCAGACCUGAAGAAAAUUGGGUAACAUCCCCAGUAGCCACACAGAGUCAGGUGAUUAUGACAUGUCCAAUUAUCGAUUUACGUAUUCCCAGGUCUAAUGCGGUCCAGUGAGCUAAGGGACUAUGUAGCCGCGAUUUCACUGAUCAUCGCAUGGUAGAUCUGGGCUAAUCUUUCCUAUAGCUUUGUGGUAGAGCACCAGGGCGGGAAGUCUGACGUUUUGAGGCUAGUUUCCUUUUAUACCCGUCACAGAGCGUAACGUCGUCCUUAAGUUGAUAAGCAAACUGUAAAUUUACCAUCUUUCUCGAUUUAUUUGCGACCAAAAGGCUGUUCCUUAGGAGGAAAAAUGUUACAGUGCCUCCUUUGAUCAGACGUAGGAUCCAACCCCCUCCCCUUUAAAGAUAACGCUGAAGGGGAGGGAGGAUUUUAUUUAGGGAUAUUCACAGCAGGAACUGAAGUACGACAUCUUUAUCCGAUAUUUCUGUCAUGGACAGCGUCAUGAUUAUAAACUUUGAGAAAAACUCAAGCGAGGCCUAUGGUUUGCAUUGUUUGCUAAAAUGUUCGAUGACCUUUGCUGUUGCACCAAGCUUGCUUGAAUCAAUUUUUUAUGUCACUAAACUGUUCAUUGGAACGUUUUUUUGUUGUUGCUAUACUCUCUUGAGGGGACUUCGAGCCCCAUUAAGUAACUCAAAAUAAUAUUUUUAGCAAUCUUUGAAUUCAUGGCGAGGUAAAAUUGGAUAGACAGUUAUAGCUACUGUUGAUGUUUUUGUUGCUUUUUUGAUCUGGACAUGCAUGAUUGUACUGUUUGAUAAGCUAGUUAACCCUUUACACCAUAACAUCAGUAUGCAAAUUCUUCACACUGUUCUUUAUACAUUUCCUAAGGUGCUGACAAGGAGAAUUUGUUUGCCAAUCAAAAAGUUAUUUCACUAGUGAUCAUUUACUUUAUUUUCAUGACCUUACUGUUUGAUUCAGGGGUGAUAUUGUACGGAGAAAUAAGAUACUAGUCUCUCUAAGGGUUUAAAGGAUUUAUAAGUCCUCAAAUCAAACCAAUGUAAAUCCUUGCAUAAACAAAUAAGCUUCAUUUUACGAUAAAGUUUAAGACAGAGCCACAAAUAUUGAUUCAGACCCUGAGUAAGUGUUCGUUUUAUUUUUUGCUUUUCUGUAUAAACCACUCAGUCACUUGAGAUCUCUCAACAAGGACCUUCUGAUACCGAAAACUCUCUUGAUGAACAACAGACAGAGGAGAAAAUUGAAGAAGAGAAUGAACCAUGUGUUCUUCCAGGUAUAAAAAACAGUAGUAAUACUAUGACAUGGGUAUUGACCCCAGGAAACAGAAGCCAGAUGUCCCUUGCGCGUUUAACCUUUUAACUCCCAGAAGUGAUCAACCAGUAACUUCUCCCUACAAUAUCCAUGCACUAUCUAGCAAACAGGUAAUGAGAAAACUCAAAUGCAUCAGAUAGAAUUUGUUAUCUUGAUCUAACACGAAAUUCUCGUAACUUAUAUACGAGGAAAUGUCUAGCAACCAGAGGGGAGAAUUAACAUUCAGUUCUCGGGAGUUAAAGGGUUAAGCUUGGCUGAGCUGUGUCCUUUCUCAAAACCCUUGCGUCGGUCCUUCUUAAUUUGGGUCUCGAGGAACUACGAUUACAGCUUUGUUGUGCAUUCAUAUAACCCACUUACGUACAUGAGAUGCCAUUAAAAGGUCCCUUAACUCAUAACAAAUCAAAAGGUAACUGGAGGAUGAUGACUGUGGUGAACACCAUGCAGGAUUCAAUCAUCCAAUGACAACCACAAGUUUUGGAAACUAUUAAAACAUUUGUAAGCAUACUGAAAAUAGGUAGGACCAAUGGCACCAUCCCCAAAAAACAUCUUCUAAGCAAGUGUUCUCUCCCGUCAUCACCUGGAUAGCUAAGUCAUUUUGGGCUAUUGGGUGACCAUUGAUAACAUACCCACUGUGUAAACAUAUUUGCAAGAUACCGAAACAUUACAUGUCACCAGCUACUAAAUGCAUUUUCAUGUUACUUUUUUUCCAGUUUCCGAUUCACACUUCAGCACCGAUCACGAACAAUCUGGAUUUUUACUGCUCGAAACACGCAUGCGUUAUGGAAAAAUUUCGUUUGAAAGCAAAGACGUGGUGACCCGGGUAGAAAGCUGGCAACCAUCUGAAGAAGAUGCAAAAGAUUUGGAACAAAAAUGGAAGUCAACACCAUUUGCCAAAUUGAAGGUGUUUGGUAACAAAGGUGGAGAAAUUCACAAUGUCGUUGUCACACCAAAGAAGGCAUGGUGUUCAAUUUCGUAGGGAGAUUAGAAAUUAGUAGAAACAGGAGUUCUCAUAAAACAAAACUGAGGUGAACACAACUUCCCUUCGUUUAUUGCUUUGUUCUGAGGAUAGGCCAGCGAUGUUUUCGACUGUCACCUUUACAAAUCUGUGCAUCGCUAUGUGAAUUCCAAAGGAAAUUCUAGAGGUAGCUCUUUUCCUAUUUCAAUCAUCAACAUUAACUGUAACGUUAGCAUGUACAUCCUCCAAGAAUGCGUUGGUCUUAGCCUGGGCUAUGUUCGACUUGUACUUGUGCUACAAAGCACUCCUAUUUUUAAAUAUUAUUUGACUAGUAAUAAGCACAGGUUAGGAAGUGCGGAUGAUAUCGAUCCCUGGAGUUGUUAUGUAAAUAAAAGUUUUAUUUCCCCAAGGUAUAGUCAGCAGUUCAACCAAAAAACUAGACAAAAAUGCGAUGUGGCUUUGCUAUGACUGAGAGACUGAUUGCCCCUAAUCGUCUAGUCAUCAGAAUAUCAUAAACCUCUAUUAGAUGACAAAAAGUGUAAUAAAAAUUAUUUAAUGAGAUAUGACGAAAAAAAACAAAAGUAAGCAGAUUGCUUCAUUUCGCCGCAUAUAUAUAUUUGUCAUAAAUUUUAUUAAUGGAAUUUAUUACGUGCGCAAGUGGGCAGUAUUCACAAAAUAGACUUCAGUUCAUUCCGCGUCGCCAAUCACCUUGUUGCGUAACAGUUUGUUUUUUUCUCGGAAACAAGGACAUCCGCUUACAACCAAAAGCAACAAACAUGGCGAGUAAUACGCCAAGAAGCUUUCACCUCUUCAAUUGCGCUAACUUGUGUAAGUUAAGUGAGGUGGAAGCUUUGCUCAAAGCCGUUAAAGGGAAGGUUCCCUUCAAGAUUUUACAACUCAAGAGACACGAGUUUAGGCGAGAACAAAUCGAGGAAAUCGUUUUCCUAACGGUUCCAAACUUAAAGACAGUAGAUUACGCUGUGUUCGUUGUUCAUGCAGCUGAGGCCUGCCUCUCCUUUAGCGAUGAUAGUGGCUACGGAAAGAUUUAUGAGGCUUUGAAGAAGCGAACUGGCUGAGGUAGGACUGAAGCUGACACAACUGGAAAGAAACACUUCUUGAUAGUCCUAACCCCGUUGAAGUGUUUAAUCCAUAUCUGCAUGAAGUUUCCCGCUUUGUUGAUCAGUUUGACACAAAACAUUAGAGGCUUCAUUGUCAAGAAGAUUCCAAAAUUUGUUUUUAAAAAUGAGAUAAAUGAUGAUCAAUAAUUAAAGAGAAAUUAUAGGUGUGGCAUUGUCUUUCAUUUAGAGAUUAAAGCCCUG